This is a messenger RNA of Sorghum bicolor (sorghum), 997 nucleotides long. RefSeq names its product transcription factor ICE1. NCBI's taxonomy places the organism in Eukaryota, Viridiplantae, Streptophyta, Magnoliopsida, Poales, Poaceae. Gene Ontology annotation, molecular function: DNA-binding transcription factor activity; sequence-specific DNA binding. The record is from RefSeq and is a predicted model, not a curated record. The coding region runs from base 236 to 718 and encodes 160 amino acids. The transcript has 4 exons. Gene Ontology annotation, biological process: regulation of DNA-templated transcription. Gene Ontology annotation, cellular component: nucleus.
CGACCGCGCCGGUGCCCGCUGCCCGCGCUGCAAACGACGGGGAUCCCCACUGCCCGAGCGUUUGCGACCCGCCGGUGGCCGCGCCCCGCUGCCGCGCGAACUCCGGUAGCCGCGAAUGCCCUCGUGAUUCCUCGCCGCGAGACGUGCAGGGCGGCAGCGGAAUCUCGGCGCCUCCAUCGCAUCGAGUUUUGCUGCGGUUCUUCAUCGUAUCAAUCUGGUUUGCCGUUGUCUUCUGAUGGAUAGGGCUUCUAUCCUUGGUGAUGCAAUUGAGUAUCUGAAGGAGCUCCUGCAGAGGAUCAGCGAGCUUCACAAUGAACUCGAGUCAGCUUCAAGCUCUUCGUUUGUUGGACCAACAUCAGCUAGCUUCAACCCAUCAACACCAACAUUGCAGACAUUUCCUGGCCAAGUCAAGGAAGAACUUUGCCCAGGAUCAUUCCCCAGCCCUACUGGACAACAAGCUACGGUUGAAGUAAGGAUGAGGGAAGGGCAUGCAGUCAAUAUCCACAUGUUCUGUGCGCGCAGGCCAGGCAUCCUUCUGUCCACAAUGACGGCCCUCGACAGCCUAGGCCUCGACAUCGAGCAGGCAGUCAUCAGCUGCUUCAAUGGCUUUGCAAUGGAUGUCUUCCGAGCUGAGCAGUGCGCGGAUGGUCCUGGAAUGGUGCCUGAAGAAAUUAAGGCCGUGCUGAUGCACACUGCCGGUCUCCACAACGCAAUGUAGCCGGUCCGAAAACAGGCCACCACCAGGAUGAUGAUCGUCUCUACUAAGGGCUUCGAUUCGGAAGCGGCAUACACUGUGGUGGCCAUUGGUUUCUGGGGGCAAGUGAUGGAUUUAAGAUGAGGCUCGCCAUCUCAGGGCAUGGCAUGAGACAUGAGUGAUGCUGUAACUAUGGAUUUUCUUUAGCCUAAUGUUUGUUUUCUCUCUGAUACUGUGGUGUAAUAGAAUCUAUUCUGCGUGUUAAACAUAUAAUGGUGAAUGGUGAUGUGAUAAUUAACAUCA